GAUAUUAGAGACCAAAGUUACUGAAUGAUGAAGUGUUGAGAAACACGUGGCCACAACUCUUUGUGGACAAGUAGCAUUAGAUUACUUUGAGUAGGGGGUGAUGAAUUUAAUACUGGCAUGCCACACCAUCUGCCACAAUAACGGGUACAUCUCUGACGGGACAGAUUUCACUGUAUCACAGAACAGGCCUCCACUUAGUAGAGUUGAAAUGGGAGUAAUUGUUUAUGCACUGGAGAAGCAUUAGUUCUGUAAAACAAAUAGAGGCCAUUAUGGUGAAUAGGCCUAGCGUGGUCUCAGCUGGCACUGUUUGCGGAGUAAGGUCCCUCGAGUUCACCGACUCCCUGGCUGUUGUAGGAAAUUAACUCUUGAUUGGUUGGCAGCUGUCUGUUCCCUAUAAAAUAAUGGUCGUAAACACAGGUGAGGGAAGUAUGUUAGUAAAAUGUAGUGGUUUCAAUAUACCUGGACAAGCUCAAAUCAAUAGCACAAUAAGUAGGCCUAUACUUUUGGGUCAAACUCACCCACUCUACCCAUCAUAUUGAAAGUUGUCAAGUGUCCAUUCUCCAUCUCUAUAAGCCCUUGAUCAUGACUCUCAGUUUCAUUACAUUACACAUAAGUCAUUGGACGAAGGCAUCUUCUGUAUGGGGGAGUUUAGUUUAAGAGCCCCACGCUAUAUCUGUACAUUAACAAUCGUCACUUGAGGUACUGUUUUGGAAGCAUAAGGACCUUAUCUUUCAUAUCAGUGAGAAAUAAUUUUCAAAAAACAAAAAGGUUAAAUUGAUACACACCUUGAUAUGGUUAGUGUUCCCACAAGGCCAUGUCACAGAGCUUGUUCACUGAAGACAAGCGGUGACCACCUGUGCUAAUUAGCUAUCGAGCGUGCUCUGAACACCUGUGUGUAAGCAUAACUCGGGAAGUGUAGCAGACGUGUAGUUUUGUCAGAUGGAGGCACCCACAGCUGUAUGGAUCUGUGCAAAACUGCUACAUUUGAACCACUGCCCCCUCCUGCUGAAGUAGCAGUAGGUGAAUCUCAGGAGUCUCUCCGAGAUGUUGUGGAAAGAAUGAGGUCAGAGAUUGAAACACAAGCCAAGACUAUUGAUUCCCUGUGCAAAACUCUGUUCAAGCAUGAGGCAGAGAGGACCCAGAAUCUUAAUACCAUGGCAGUCCUUCAAUCCGAGGUGCACCAUUUGGCUGCGCAUGUAGCCACCCAGCACCUUGAGGAGCGUUUUGAGGGCCUGCGCUAUGAGGUCUCCACUGAGCUCCACUACCUGCGCAGUCUCCUGUCCCACUCUCCCUGCUCCUGUCCUACUCUCCAAGCCUCCUGCUCCAGCACUCACCCCUCAGACAUCCAGAGGCAGGCUGCCAUAAACCACAUCUCUCAGGAACUCUACCACAGUCGAAGAGUCCUGUGGGAGCAGAUUGCUGAGCUAAGGGAGGAAGUCCACAACAUUCAUGGCCUGCUUAAAAAACAAAGAGAUGAAACUAUGCGCAGAUUGACAGAAAAAUACUGCAAAGAUAUGUGCUUGGAGAGGAUGAUUGACAGCUGUCAGAUGAAGGACGACACUCUCAGACUGCAGAGGCCUCAGGACAUGCUCAGGUCAAAUGCAAGGUCCGAUGUUUUUGAGUUACAGAAUAAGCUUCAGACUAUAACAAUAUCGAAAGGCAAGGCUCCCAAGAAAACGGGACAGAGGGUUAUGCCAGCCAAUUCAGAUUCAGAUGAAGGGCAAAGUGGAACAUGUUCCAAAGGAAUGACACCAAAGAUCAAAGCAGAAAUCAAUGUGUCUGCCAGAAGGAAAUAAAAUUCAUCGCUGGAAUCCUCUAUCUACCUUUUGCCCUACCUUGUCUCACACUGUCUUCUUAAUGACAGUCAAAUAAAAAUAAAAUUAGGCCUACACGGACAAUUA
Molecule: messenger RNA, 1901 nt
Organism: Coregonus clupeaformis (lake whitefish)
Lineage: Eukaryota; Metazoa; Chordata; Actinopteri; Salmoniformes; Salmonidae
Exons: 11
Coding region: 960-1796 (278 amino acids)
Source: RefSeq, a predicted model, not a curated record